CACUCUGCUUUUUCAAAAUAAUGUGAUUUAAUUGUUUUCAAUAGUAUGCAACAUCUCAAAAUUAUGUUUUAGGUUAUUGAAACUCUUGUACAUAGACACGCUUGACAUUUAAUACCUUAAAUAUAUUUGCUCAUUUCAUUUUAAUAGCUUCAAAGAUAUAUGGUUAAUUGCUUUAUUAAAAUAUAAGCUUCACCAAAAUGUACUGAGAAACAUUUAUUAAACAAUAUAGCGUCUCUGUCCCAGACAGACAUGGGGGUUAAACUACUAAAUAUACCGUUUUUCUAAAGUAAAAAUUAAGACAGAGAUGCAUGUCAGUUGAUGUCCUGAAGUUGUCUUCUAGUAUUGUACUGAUUUGCACUUGUAGAUAGUACGUAGGAACUCAGAAAAAAAUGCCCACCAAAAUAAAUAUAAAGUAUUUAAAACCCAGGGUACAAAAAAAUAAAAUAAAAAUCAAUUACCUACUUCUGUUAUACGUUUUGAGCAAAACAUGUACAUAAUGAAUAUAUAUUCAUAUAUGGACGAAUACAAUUAUACAAUAUUAACAAAUAUAUUUACACACAUGUAUUUUACAUUCUGAAUAACAACUGAUGCCCGCCCUCCUCAGUUGCGCGCGCAGCCGCAUAAUUCAGCCGGGGGCACAUGCAGUUAAAUUACAUUUUACAUCCAUAAUAUAUUUUUAAAUAAAAAUAAGCCUAUGCGUAUAUUAAAUCUAGUCCAAAGGUCAUAAAAGUGUAAUUUAAUGUGUUUCACACAAGACGUUUGCAUUUUGCAAAUUCUGGUAAUCAGAACACGACUCGGCGAAGACGACGGCGUAGUGAGUUGGCAAUUUAUUGCUAUUGAAACAUGGUGGCCCUGAAAUUAAAAAAAAAAAAAACUACGAAUAAAUUGUUAUCUGGUCAGCCUUGGGGGUUGCUAUUGAAAAGUUACAUUAAUGAGUAAUGUAAGUACGCUUUUGUCGAGGGCGUGCAGGUAUCACGCUUUCUCUGUUCAACAUCGUCACAGGAACGGCUUAGCCUUCCUUUGUUGCUUCUAGAAUAUACUAUAUUGGCAUUACCGCUUCAAGUACAAAGUACAUACUUUGUCCAAUAAUCCUUAGGCAAUUGUUCUUAAAACAAACGAUUUAUCUGAUUUAAAAGGCUGCGAAAAAUCGCAUUUAAAACCUUAACGGUAAGAGUGAUUUAAUAUGGUUUGUUGGUCUUCUAAACGUGGUUUAUAAUUUUGGCCCAUGUUUGGUCUCUCUUUUCUUCCUCUUUUUAAAAUCAAGAACCACAGUUCGCCAACUGGGUUAAUAUUUUUGGAUAGAAUGAAAUCCUGCACCAAAUCAAACGUUCAGUCCAAUCCUGGAUCCCUCAUAUAUUCCUCGCAGUAUUGUUGACGCUCUAGUAUCGCGCUCCCUGCGAGAGCGCCCAGGAGACCCCGUGCUGCUACAGCUGUAUAACAGAACACUGUUAUUCCCUUUUACACGGAUAAAAGAAAAAAUAAUUCCUUAUAUGAAAGACCAUUGAACUCCACGGCGUGUGUAUUUAGUAACACAACAUCUUUCCACAAAUCCUCGGUCCCUUCUUUUGAGAGUAUCCAUUUUAACUAGCUGUUAGUCUUCCAAACUUACAGCUCCUGCAGCCUCUCAACGCCAUCUCACGCUGCAAAAUGCUGACUAGAGAAGUGAGCCACCUCCAAAAAAACAAGGCUCUGCCUCUUUUCUGUCUACGACAACAGUUGAUCCAACGGCAUAUGCGCGUUCCUGUUUGUUACAGCGAUUGACACAUUUCUACCCUAUAGCAUACCAGAGGGCGCGGGCUAGGGCUGCAAGUCCGCCCUCGUAAUGAACCCCUGCUCCGCUGUGGAGGAAACCCUGUAUUAUGGUUGUGUGUAGGCUUCGCUGGGAGCCGCGGUCGAUGCCGGUGUAGAGAGGGGGAUGGGCAAUACUGCAAAUGUAAAGGACAUGAGAUUGAAUCACAGUCUUGAAUCACCAAGUGCUGUACAUACCCAUAUAAAUACCGACUAUAAUUUUGUAAAAUAACAUUGUAUAUUGAUGUAUUCUUUAGCAACUCAGCGUGAACAUUUGAAGACCGCACAGUGUCUUAAAUGGGAGAAAAUGUGAAACUUUCAACUCUUGCGUAAGGGACACUGAGAAGUUUGGAAGAUAGCCUGAGAGCCUCGCGGUUUACAGUUCACAGGAAACACCGAGGUUGCAAGAGAAGGCCUGCUGUUCUGCCUCGCAUCGAUGUUGGAUUUUUUAAGAACACUAAAUACCUUUAAUAGGCAUUUGAAUUUCAAUUACGCUGGAAGGACGCUAUAGGACUCCUGAUGUGCGUGAUGUGGUAUAGCAGCGCCCCAUCUGAGGAGUGCUUCACUGCUGCCAUUAGGAGCCCUUGAUUCUCCUCUUCCCUCCCCUCUCCCUCCCCUCACCCCCUCCCCGCCCCGCCCCCCCCCCCAUCCCCUUCCCUGUGUUGCUGCGCUUGACGUCAUGAGCAUAGUAAUCACACUGGGAGUCACCACACCUGAGACACCUUACACCGAUAUGGCCGCUGGAUCAGAUCCUGAGUCAGUUGAAGCGAGCCCAGCAGUAAAUGAGAAAAAUUACUCAAGUCGCAGCUGUGGGAACACACAGAGUCAUGGAUAUGGGGGACUUCCCUAUGCUGAUCAUAACUAUGGAGCUCCACCUCCCACCCCUCCUGCCUCCCCACUCUCCCAGACCGUUUUCUCCCAUUCGGAACGCAAUGGCACUCUGGGACGAUCGCGGCCCUGUUUUUCCACCAAUGAACCAGACAACUCUGCUGACAGCGAGAGCUCAUCGGAGGAGGAGGAGGUGGUGGAAGGCGCAAUUCCACCUUCUUGGUGUCAGUGCCGUCUAAUGCAAGAUGGCUUCCUCAUUAAGUGUGAGAGUUGCAGGAGUCUGGAGAAGAAGAAAGGGCUGGAUGGGCAGCGCAGAAAAGCAGAGAAUGUUUCAGUGGGCGAGAGCAGUGCUACAGAAAGUGGAGAUGAGGACAUGUCAGCUUCUGCUGUGUCGUACACAGCCACUCAACACACACCCACUAGCAUCACUCUCACUGUCAAAAGAGUCAAACACAACAAAGUCAAGAAGAGAAAGAAGAGCACAGAGAAAACACGCACUACUCCUAAAGCCAAGAAGGUUAAGGCUUACAGAGAGGGUUCCAGAAAAUCCAUGAGAAUGAAGAAUUCUGCGUCUGAGGCUAGUGUUUUGGAUGAGAAUACAACAGAAGGAUGGGAGACUCGAAUUCGGCAGUGGACGGACCAGUAUGAGGAAGCUCUGUCUAACCAAUACAGUGCUGACGUGCAGAACCUCCUCAAACACUACUGUGCCAAUGGCAACUCGUCCCCCACCCCAUCUACUGUCGCCAUGGACACCAUUAACAGAACAGAACUAGCUUGCAACAACACUGUGUUGGGCUCGCAAAUGCAGUUACAGCUGGGUCGUGUAACACGUGUGCAGAAACAUAGGAAGAUUCUCAGAGCUGCACGGAAUUUGGACCCUGAAACACUCAUCAUUGAGUAUAGAGGCAAAGUCAUGCUCAGACAGCAGUUUGAAGUCAAUGGACAUUUUUUCAAAAAGCCAUAUCCAUUUGUCCUGUUCUACUCCAAGUUCAACGAAGUGGAGAUGUGUGUGGAUGCCCGAACGUUUGGCAAUGAUGCACGGUUUAUCAGAAGAUCAUGCACACCCAAUGCUGAGGUGCGGCACAUGAUAGCAGAGGGGAUGAUUCACCUGUGUAUCUACGCUGUUGCUCAAAUUUCAAAAGAUUCUGAAGUCACAAUCGGCUUUGACUACGAUUUUAGUUGCUGUAAUUAUAAAGUGGAUUGUGCAUGUCAUAAGGGCAAUCAGGACUGUCCUGUGCAGAGACACAAUCUCCGCCCCCUUCAACUGCUAUCCCCCCAGUCUUCAAACUUUUCCCUGCCUGGAGCAGAAACCCGGAGAAGACGAGCCCGACGCAGAGAAAUGGAAGGGGACAGGCUCGUAACUGGUGUAUCUGAUGAGAGCAACCACCUGCUGGAAGAUGCAAAUGAGGCACAGGGAGUUAGCGAUACAGAGGAUGCUCUUAUGGACAGAGUGAAGUUGGAGAAUGGAGAGGAGGAGUUAGAUGAGAAUGGAGCACUAAUACCAAACAGACGUUCUCGUGAAGAACGCAAGGCAGAGGCCAUAAUGCACAUGUUUGAGAACCUUGAUAGGAGAAAGAAACGUGGUCAGGGCACAGCGCAGGCUACACCUGAAGAAAUCAAACUGGAACCAGGGGAGGCAGAAGUCCCCUCACUUACAGCAGGAAACUGUGUUCCAAAUACAGGAGCAGGUGGAGGAAUCAGUACAAGGCGCACCUCCUUUGCUGCUGUGGAAACAACAGAUAUUGACUCUGAAAAGCCCCCUGCUACACCAAGUCCUGCCCCUAAAGCGCAACCUGCCCGUAGUUCCAAACCACGUCCUAAGAGCCGCAUCUCAAGGUACCGUUCCAGUUCAGCCCAGCGUGCUCGAAGACAGCGGCAGGCUCUUUCUCAGCAAGCAGCAGAAGGAGUUUUGGUGGGUGGUGAAGAAGGCAGUGCAGGCGCAGGCCUCAGGGAGCAGGGCCAGGUAGAGGGAGCUCCAAACUGUGGGAAUGUCCAGGAUGGAGAACUAUGUGGAGCUGCCUCUUCAGGGAUGGGUAAUAAGACUAAUGUCAGAUGCCCAAAAACCAAAAAGUACCUAGUGACGGAGUGGUUAAAUGACAAGGUUCCAGAGCGGGUGGAGGAGUCUGUGGAACGCCCUUUACGCAUCACCACUGACCCUACAGUCCUGGCCACCACCCUCAACAUGCUGCCAGGACUAUCUCAUUCACCGCUCAUCUGUACUACCCCCAAACACUAUGUUCGUUUUGGUUCACCCUUUAACCCAGAAAGACGCCGACGACCCUGUAUGAUUGACCCUGCAUAUGGUUCUUGCAAGAAGAGGUGGAUGAAACAAGCGCUGGAUGAGAGCAUGUUAUCUGGCCUAUUGGAAGAUGGAACAGAGUCCAAUUCUUCCCACAAAAGUAACACCAGCAGCACUAGCAGCUCUCAACCGUUCAAACCUGAGCUGACAGGACCAUUUAAGAAGAGGAAAUUGAAGUGUUCAUCAGAAACGUCAGCUCCGCCCUCUGAACUCUUGUUACGACCAUUGUCCCCCAUCACCCCACCUCUGCCCUCUGAACUUCCCAUGACGCCUCUUCAUUCGCUCAUGACUCCCUGCUCGCUUUAUUUAUGUGGGGAAGUGGAGAAUCUGAAUGCUACCCUGCUUUCUUACUCUCCUCUCACAUCCCGACCUGCCAGUCGCUGCAAUACACCUCUACAGUUUGAGAACAUCUCUUCUCCUGAGGCCUCUCCUGUGCACAGAUCAGAAUCUCUGACUCCAGAACCCUGUUUGCGACCAGACUUCACUUCACGGGUCACUGCCUUCCCUGACUUUUCCACAAGCCGGGGAAGCCCAGCUCCUAUGUCAGAUGACUUCUCACUUGCUGCUCCAGACUCUCUGAAUGGAUCUGGUGGUGGGACUCCCUGCAGCUCAGCUGUUGUGUCCAGUCUAUGUGACUCUUCCUUGGUUUCACAUGCCAGUGAGGCACAGGCCAGAGAACAGGCCUUUAGGACAGAAUUUAACCUCAUUUACACCUGCUCUCCCCUCAAUGCUAAUCUACCCACUGGUCCUGUAAGUGACAGACACUUCCCACAAUCAGAGGGAGGCUUGUCCACGACUGACUCCGACUUAAGCACAAUGUGCAGCCAGGGGCUGCUGAUGGAAGCUGGGUCUAGCUCUGGCUCUCUCUCAAUGUAUCUGGACACACAGUUUGGAGGUGGAUAUUCAGAGCGCAGCACAUCCCCCCACCCUAGCAAUCCACCACAGAAGAAGAAGGUCUCUCUGCUGGAGUACAGGGAAAGAAAGAAAGGGCCACGGGACCCAGCGCCUCACGUCACAAACCUCAGCUCCAUUUGCCCUCGCAUAGAGUCUCCAGGACAGCCGCGCUCGCAUUUUCCUCCUUCAGUCUCUCCGCACAAUUCGUUCUCUCCAGAACGGCGCUUUCCACAGAUAGAGGAGGUCAGUCCUCCUGGCAUCAGGUCUGGACACCACACACAGACCACAGUGCUGGGUGGACCAGAGUCCAACCACUGGAUUGUCCCUACAUCAGUUGAGCGGUUGAGGGAGGGACAGGGUGCUCUGGAGCGUGUUCUGAGGGGUAAUCUGAACAUAGAGCGUGCCCUUAAAAGAGGAGAUGCUGGAAUUAAUGACCAAAUCAGCAGUCGUGACAAGAGCUCUGAUGCUGUUGAGAUGGACAGGUUUGAUCUUCAAAGCUCAUCUCUGGCUUCUCCCUUAAAAAGUCCUUCGCUUCACCCACAUCAGCAGAUGCUGCCUCUCCAGCCAGAAUCCCAUCAGCAUUUGGAAAGCCCAGCCUACGACCAGCAGAGCUCCUCCUCUCCAUUCUGUCUGUCUGUAAGCCCCUCCCCUCCCCACUGCAGCUCUGGGGGGACAGGUUACUAUCCUUCAAAGCUUCCCACACACAGCCCGCUCACCCAAGAAAGCCCGUCCUCUUCUACAGUAUCUAUCUCCUCAGUGGACUCAACAAUGUGUGCGCCACAUCCUCACAGCAGCAGUGGAGGUGCAAUGGACACCUCGAGCCUUAAAGCUAAACUGUUGGACAGCUCCCUGUCUGCUGCUCUCUCUCUCCCCACCAGAGGCCACCUUAAAAUGGACAGCGCUGCAGUACCACACACACAAGGUGCUCAUGGCUCCAGAUUGGCUCAGUCGUCCAGAGUGCACAGCCAGAGAACAGACAGACCCAGUCAGGCUAACUCGAGACAUCUCACAGCUUCUGGAGCACAGCACUAUCCACAACGAAAUUUACAGGGUUCAGGGGUAUGGACACAGUCGGGGACCUUUUAGGACCCACAGUGUGCGUGUAUAUGUUUGUUUGUGUGUGUGUGUGUGUGUCAGAAAGAGAAGUGUGUGACAUCCUCCUCACUUUUACCUGUGGAGAAGCUAUGCGUUGUUCGAGGGAAUUGAUGUAUUGAGUUCUGUAUGGAUGGUCUAUUUUUGUCUUUACUUUCCCCAGUUCCUUUUAUCUUUUUCCAAAAACUGAAUUUCUGCGGUUACUUGUAACUUAGUGUGGACUUCAUAACAAUCAAAUCAAUGGAACAUUAAAGUAACUAGUUUGGAGUAUAUAACCAGAUUCACCCAAAUGAUACAAUGAUGCGUUCACACUGAAGUGCAAGUAUUUAAGAGUAAGAGGAAAAUUACUGAGUUGAGCACCAGUGGUGAAACCAAACCGUUUCUCUCAAAGUAGGGUUCACAUGUUUAAGACUUAUCUAAGAGUAAAAGUGAUCAUGCUGAUCUUAGAUGAGUUUUCAAAUUUCGUGUCUAAUGAACGAUAUCAUGACCGUAUGAAAUGGCACUCUUACUUUAAGAUGCUUUGCACGCUUGACUCGGAGUGCACUCUCCUGUUUUCAGUUUUAUCAGUAGUCGUCAUCAGAACAGUCGUGUAGUGUGUUCAUGGAUGGCACGCUUGGAAAGCAAAGUGUUUUUGAAUGCACAUGAAAGCAAUUCUUAGUGAACAGUGAGUAAUUUCCUCACUCUGAAUCAUUCCAGUGUCUAGCUGUCGUUAGGGUCCGACGGGCCUCUAGCCUCUGUUAGUGUCAUAAAAUCACUAUUCACUUGAUAUAUAAUACUUGACAAGCAGAUCUUAUGGUGCUUCAGUUGGUCCAGUUGAAUUGUUUAUUUUGUUUCCCAGUGUGAUCACGGUUGCCUCUGAAGGUAAAAACAUGCAAUUGUCAGUACAAACUUUGUUUUUUUUAAACUUGUUUCCAAUGAUUGUUAAAGACCCUCUCUGUGACUCGCAAAGCACAGGACUUUGCCGAAAAGAAUUUGCAGAAAUGUUUUUGUUUAUACUCCGUAAAAAAUAUGUGUACCCUCCCAAGCCCUUUAAUCCUAAGUGUAUACUUCAUUUCUCUCACUUCAUUCUCAUUUGAUUUUCUCUCCUUGACCAGUCCUUGCAUUCCAGCCACCAUUUUAGAAAGGAAGAGAGGAAAGAAAUGCUAUGGCCAAAUAGUUUGAUCAGUAAAUAAGACAAAGCAAGUGUGCUGCUGCUGUGGUCUCUUAAAUAUAAGUGUUUCCCCCCUUUUUUAAUUACAAGAAGCUGCUCACAGGACAGCCUUUUUAACAGAAUAGGCAUAGUGCUGUACCUCCCUUGGAUGAUACUUUUAUUAAACAGUAAGGUUACCAAGUCAUGUGCCAUGAUGACCACAGUAGUGGGAUAUUUAAACCCCACUUCAAACAAAACCGAUGCCCCUGUUGCAUUUAGAGAAUCAGAGUUGUCUGCUUGGUGGAUUAUUCUAGCGUGGUCCAACAAUAGAAAAGUUUAAGUCUGUUUUUGUUUUGGCCUAGUGUGAUCUUGAAAUGAUGACGGGUUAAUGUGGUCAGCCUUAGCUCACUGGUUUAUAUGAAUGUCUCUUGAAAAGGAAAAAAAAAAAAAAAGACUAUGUGAUCUGAAAUUUACCAGCACCUUAACUACAUGAUCAUGUGUACUUGGGUGAAGUGUCAUUCUGUUCUCAGAGAAAUAUAGUACACCAAAUUUGC
Messenger RNA from Onychostoma macrolepis, 8584 nucleotides. RefSeq names its product SET domain containing 5 (gene setd5). NCBI's taxonomy places the organism in Eukaryota, Metazoa, Chordata, Actinopteri, Cypriniformes, Cyprinidae. Gene Ontology annotation, molecular function: protein binding. The record is from RefSeq and is a predicted model, not a curated record.